AUGGCUCCACACACAGCUACAAAUGGAACCCCUUCUACUUCUAAUAAUCAACCCAUUUUACCCGUUUUGACUGGACCUUCCAUGGCUAGAAAGAAGAGGAGGAUAAUCUUAUCUAACAAAAGAAGUGCAUCUAAUAUGUCAAACAAGGAAAAUCUCAAUGACACCAAUCCACCAGUUUUAAUCCCUACCCAAACACCGACAUCCCGCCAGCGUUUACCACUUACCGCAAAUCUAUCUAACUUGAUAAACACUGCACCCUCGCAUAGACAUGUAUGUCAAACAAGUUCAAAUAAUAAAAAAUCCAGGCUCAGGUUCAAUCCUGGACACAACCUUCUCGCAAGUUUCAACCAAACAGUUCGACCUUUCCGUAACACCGACGAGCCGUCUACUUCUAACGCCCCCAUCACAUCUCAUACUGCAUCAAGGACAUUGCCAACAGCGCCAACAGCGGCUUAUCUUUCAGAUGAUUCAGAUUCAAAUUCUGAAGAUGAAAACUUGUGUCAUAGUUCUGACGGUGAUGACGAAGUUGAUAACGAACCAUUGGUAGAUUCACAUUUAGAAGAAUAUUCUGACAUAGGCGAUCGGGUUUGGGAAUGUCACUCUUGCCACGCCGUAAUGUGGUACCAGGAACGCAAAGCAAAUACACGUCAUAGCACAGUUCCAAGAUUCAGUCGAUGUUGUAGGAGUGGCAAAGUUGUGUUGCCGUUACUAAAUGAUCCGCCGCAACUGCUGCAAAAUCUUUUAUACAACGGGACAUCUUCGGAAAGUCGAAACUACCAGGCCAACAUCCGGACUUACAAUGCAAUGUUUUCAUUCACGUCACCUGGAAUGAAAUUCGACACAACUUUAGCUGAUGGAGGAGGCCCCCCUACUUUAAGACUGCACGGUCAAACUUGUCAUCGAAUUGGUACAUUGAUACCAGAAGAUGGAGACUCUCCGCAAUUUGCACAACUUUAUAUUUUUGACACCGACAAUGAGGUAGAAAACCGAGUGAAGUGUUUCAGUGACAACGACAACAUAGACAGGGAUAUUGUAUCUAAGUUGAAGAUUAUGUUGGACGACUGCAAUCCACAUGCUAAGGCCUUUCGAAUGGCACGAGAUCUGUUAAAAGCCAACGCUUUCUUAGACUUGAAGCUACGGCUAAUUAGCGAUAGACCGGGAGAUGGUCGGGUCUACAACACACCGACUGUGUCAGAAGUUGCUGCUCUUAUUGUUGGUGAUAUCGACCCUUCAACGCCGAGAGACAUCAUUAUUCACGCACGCAAUGAACAUUUGCAGCAAAUUACUGAGUUUCAUCCUGCAUACUUGGCAUACCAAUACCCUCUAAUUUUUUUGUAUGGUGAGGAUGGAUACAGAAAAAACAUCCUACACAGAUAUGAGCAUGAAAGGGAGGUGACCAGAAAGAAUCGUCAAUCGAUCAAAGAUUGGCUGUCAUUUAGAUUGCAAGAGCGCCCAAUGGAGGCAACGACUUUGCUUCAUUCGAGACGUCUUUUUCAGCAGUUUUUGGUUGAUGGAUUCGCAAUGAUGGAGUCGGAACGACUUAACUGGUUGAGGACUAAUCAAUCCAAAUUACGCGUUGGCAAGUAUAACCAGCUGCAAGCGGAGGUCAAUGGUAACCAAACAAAUACCCCGUCAAAGAGAGGAAAACGUGUCGUCUUGCCAUCAACUUUUGUUGGAAGCAAACGAUAUAUGGAUCAGCUUUAUUUUGAUGGUAUGGCCAUUUCCAGCAAGUUAGGAUUCCCUGAUUUGUUUGUUACAUUUACUUGUAAUCCGGCGUGGCCUGAAAUAGCACGUGCACUCGCAAACACAACGUUAAAGCCACAUGAUAGACCUGAUCUCAUUUCCAAAGUCUUCAAAAUCAAAUUCGACGAGCUCAUGACUGACAUAACUAAACGACAUGUGCUCGGGAAGGUGAUCGCAUUUAUGUACACGAUUGAGUUUCAGAAACGUGGACUGCCACAUGCUCACAUUUUGGUCUUCUUACACCCACAAAGCAAAUAUCCAACACCAUCUGACAUAGAUAAGAUAAUAUGUGCUGAGAUUCCUGACCCCGCUCUUCAUCCAAGGUUAUACAACUUGGUGUCGGCACACAUGAUGCAUGGACCUUGUGGUAGAUCGCGGUUGAGGUCACCGUGUAUGAAGAAUGGAAAAUGCUCUAAAUAUUUCCCCAAAAACUACCAAGAGGCUACGGUUGUUGAUGCUGAUGGGUAUCCUUUGUACAGAAGACGAUCCAAUUCCCAUGUGAUUCUAAAAAAUGGUAUAUCUAUGGACAACCGACAUGUUGUACCUUACAACACAAGAUUGAUUCUAAAAUACCAAGCACAUAUUAAUAUGGAGUGGUGUAACCAAAUUACAUCUAUCAAAUACCUCUUCAAGUACAUACACAAGGGAUUUGAUAGAAUCACAGCAACAAUUACAGCCUCAAACUCCAGUUCGGGAAGCAACAAAGAGCCGGUUGAUGAAAUCAAACAAUAUCUAGAUUGUCGAUAUAUGUCUCCGAGUGAAGCGUGUUGGAGAAUUUAUUCUUAUAAGAUUCAUGGCAGGAGGCCCGCAGUGGAGCGUAUGUUUUAUCAUUUAGUAGGUGAAAAAGCAGUUUACUACGCCGACCACGACAGAAUGGAAAAUAUAUUAGAAAAGGCAAGUGUUACGGAGUCGAUGUUCACUGCUUGGUUGGUUGCUAACGGGAAAUAUGAAGAAGCAAGAGAACUGACAUAUGGUCAAUUUGUCUCCAAAUUUGUUUAUGACAAGAGGAGCAGAACUUGGAAACCGCGGAAAAAGGGGUUCACUAUUGGCCGUUUGAUAUGGGUUCCUCCCACCACAGGAGAACUAUUUUACCUACGAAUGAUGUUGACGGUAGUCAAGGGACCUUCAACAUAUGAUGAAAUUCAUAAAGUCGGCGGCACUCAGUUUGAUACUUUUAGGGAUGCUUGCUUUGCAAUGGGAUUCCUCGAAGACGACCGGGAAUAUAUUGGAGCAAUAAAGGAAGCAAGUGAGUGGGGUUCGGGUCACUUUCUCCGCAAACUCUUUGUGAUCAUCCUCUUGUCCGGUAAUGUUAAUAGGCCUGCUCAUGUUUGGAACGAGUCAUGGAUACUGUUAUCCGAUGGUCUGCUGCAUGAUCAAAGAUUGCUGGCUCACAAUAAAGAUUUGGUUCUGGCUGACGAGCAGCUGAUGAAUUUGACUUUAAUUGAAAUUGAAAAACUGCUUCAAGCAAAUCGGCGUACUCUUCAUGAUUUUAAACCUAUUCCAUAUCCAGACGGAUAUGUUCUACAACAAUUAGGCAACCGAUUAAUUUAUGAUGAACGAAACUAUGAUGUGGAUGCAAUGCGAACGGAGUUCACGCAACUUUUCAAUGCUUUCACAGCUGAACAAAAAACAAUCUUUGACAAAAUUAUGGCGUCUGUCCAUAGUCAAAAGGGUGGGGUGUUCUUCUUACACGGUUACGGCGGAACAGGGAAAACUUACAUGUGGCGAACACUUGCAAGUGCUUUAAGGUCCAAACAUGAUAUAUGUUUAACCGUCGCGACCAGUGGAAUAGCUUCUCUUCUGUUGCCCGGCGGUAGGACUGCACAUUCUAAGUUCAAGAUACCGGUGCCAACAAUGGAAAACUCGACCUGCAAAAUUCUAUACAACGAUGAAGUUGCAGAACUACUAAGGCAGACUAAGCUUAUUAUAUGGGAUGAAGCUCCCAUGGCACACAAACAUGCUUUUGAAGCACUUGACCGAACAUUGAAGGAUGUCAUGAGUACGUACAGUAAUUCAAAGGAUGUGUUUGGUGGUAAGGUAGUUGUGUUCGGUGGAGAUUUUAGACAAAUUUUGCCUGUUGUUCCCAGAGGUAGUCGUUCCGAUAUCGUACACUCUGCAAUAAAUGCUUCGUACAUAUGGCGUUCAGUCCAAGUUUUAACUUUAACACAAAACAUGAGACUUCAAUCUGGGCCAAAUGAACAUGAAAAGAAAGAAAUUGCUGACUUCUCAAAGUGGCUACUGCAAAUAGGCGAAGGCAAACUCUCUGAACCAAAUGAUGGUUUCGCCGAUAUUGAGCUGCCACCUGAACUGUUAAUUACAGAUUAUGACGACCCUAUUGUUGCUAUUGUCAAUAGUACAUACCCGGAUUUCAUCCUUCAUUACCAGUCCAACGACUACCUCAAAAGUCGCGCGAUACUUGCUUCUACAUUAGAAGUUGUUGAUCAGAUAAACGAUCACGUCCUUGAUUUGAUGCCAGGGGAAAUAAAGGAUUACUACAGCUCUAAUUCUGUAGAUAAAUCGGAAAUUCACGACACCAAUGUAGUGGACAUCCUGACACCCGAGUUUUUGAGUUCACUAAGCACUUCAGGCUUGCCUAAUCAUCACAUUAAGCUGAAGGUUGGAACACCUGUUAUGCUUAUGCGAAAUAUAGAUCAGUCAGAGGGUUUGUGUAACGGCACUCGGGUUAUGAUAACUAAGAUGGCCAACCAUGUGCUUGAAGCAAAAGUUAUGGCAGGAAAAGGCGUUGGAAAUACGGUCUAUAUCCCUCGAAUGGACAUGUCACCCUCGCAAUCCCCUUGGCCUUUCAAACUCAGCCGGCGUCAGUUUCCAGUUGUGGUCUCAUAUGCAAUGACGAUCAACAAAUCGCAAGGACAGUCGCUGGAUACCGUUGGACUCUAUUUGCCAAGAGAUGUGUUCACUCAUGGGCAAAUCUAUGUUGCAAUCUCGAGAGUGACGACUAAAAAGGGUAUCAAAAUAUUAGUAUACGAUGAAAAUGAUAAGGGGAAGUCGACAACGGCCAAUGUUGUUUACAAAGAGGUUUUCCACAAUAUAUAA
This is a messenger RNA of Vicia villosa (hairy vetch), 4797 nucleotides long. RefSeq lists its product as uncharacterized. Gene Ontology annotation, molecular function: DNA helicase activity. The transcript is spliced from 7 exons. Bases 1 to 4797 code for a protein of 1598 amino acids. Gene Ontology annotation, biological process: telomere maintenance; DNA repair. Lineage: Eukaryota; Viridiplantae; Streptophyta; Magnoliopsida; Fabales; Fabaceae. The record is from RefSeq and is a predicted model, not a curated record.